GAAGGAUAUUUCGUUUCCUUCGGUGCCUUCAACACGUCUUCUUGAUGGUGCUUGUAGCUACUAAAGUAAGGAGCACCUGAGGUGAGCUUUCCAAAUUCAAGCUACCACACGUGGGAACGCCGCGUUCACCCCCGAACUCCGGCGUCGGCCUCGUCCGCCGAACACAACUACGAAGUAAAGCCCCCAAAACUCCUAACGUCGAUGUACCCGUAAGUAUCUCGUCCAUACUCAACAUGUGGGGAGGUACUUCAGUUGUCAGUGGAGCUACCUUAUGAGAGAGGUUUACGAGGUACAAAGCAUGAGUCGACUCAUAAACAGUGUGACUCGUUUCGAAGAAGCCUUCAUCUACCGACCUCAUCCCAUAUCACUCUACAGUCAAUAUACGAGAGCUCGACAUUUCUGUUGUUCUCUUGUUCUCUUGUUUCAAUUCAAGAAGAACAUAAUAAUAAUAAAAGGAGACUCAAGAAAAGAUGUCGCCGUUCAACCUGCAAACCUGUGCGCGGAAAAAUAUCCUAGCACUAGAACCAUACCGAUGCGCGAGAGAUGACUACAAGGACGAUGGUACAAACAUCCUCCUAGAUGCGAAUGAGAACGCAUACGGGCCGUCCCUCCAGCCGGAUAUCUCUCAAGCCGACCUGAACGUCGACUUCCUCGGCCUCCACCGGUACCCUGAUCCUCACCAGGCGGACCUCAAGCAGCUGCUGUGCAAACUGCGUAACACCCACACUCACACGUCCAAGGACUUGACGCCCGACAACCUUUUCGUCGGUGUUGGCAGUGACGAGGCCAUCGACGCCCUGUUCCGCUGCUUCUGCGUCCCCGGCAAGGACCGCAUUCUAACCUGCCCUCCCACCUACGGCAUGUACUCCGUCUCGGCCCAGGUAAACGAUGUCGGCCUAGUCAAGGUCCCGCUACGACCCGCUCCCGAGUUUGGCCUCGAUACAGACGCCGUCCUCGAAGCCCUGGGCCGCGAGGAGAACGUGAAACUGGUCUACCUCUGCAGCCCCGGCAACCCCACCGCCUCCCUGCUCGCCAAGGACGACGUCCGGAGAGUCCUCGAACACCCGACCUGGAACGGCGUCGUCGUCCUGGACGAGGCCUACAUCGACUUUGCCCCCGACGGCACAUCCCUCGCCGAGUGGGUACUCGAGUGGCCCAACCUCGUCGUCAUGCAGACCCUCUCCAAGGCCUUCGGCAUGGCGGGUAUUCGCCUGGGCGCCGCCUUCACCUCACCUCCCAUCGUCCGCCUCCUCAACAGCCUCAAGGCGCCCUACAACAUCUCGAGCCCUACCAGCGCACUGGCGUCCUACGCCCUUUCUGGGAAGGGCCUGAAGAUCAUGAGGGCGAACCGAGACAAGCUCCUGGCUCAGCGCGAGCGGCUCAUUGCCGAGCUGCCCAAGAUCCCCGGCGUGGGUCGCCUGCGCGGCGGGACCGCCAGUAAUUUCUUGCUCUAUGAGAUACUCGACGCUUCAGGCGCCCCGGACAAUGUCACUGCCCUGGCAGUCUACGAAGCCCUCGCCGAGACCGAGGGCGUCGUCGUUCGUUUCCGCGGCAAGGAACACGGGUGUCUAGGAUGUCUCAGAAUCACUGUCGGUACGGAAGAUGAGGUCACGCGCUUCUUGGGUUCGCUACGGCGCACGCUCGAGGAAGUCCGGGGGAAAGGAAAACAGGCAGGCGAGGAGGAGAAGGAAGCAGCGGCGAAUGCUGUCGUGGCAUAGAGAAGGAGCGUGAAUAAAGAAGUACAUAAAGAGGAGAAAGUCGGGUUUCGACGGGCUGUCACUUUGUGUUCGAACUGCUCUGGUUCAAUACGGGAAGAUCGAUUCUUCUUGGCCCGUCCGUCUGUCCCCCCGUCUUGGGUACGGAUAAACGUCUGAUUCUAGAUUCUGGUUCUAGACCGUAAACAAUUAAUUAGAUCGUAUUCGAGUGGCCUAGCCCGAAUAUUCCCACGUCAGCGACUGCGGCGCUCGUUCCGAUGAUGCAUGCC
Messenger RNA from Sodiomyces alkalinus F11, 1984 nucleotides. Its product is annotated as histidinol-phosphate aminotransferase. Lineage: Eukaryota; Fungi; Ascomycota; Sordariomycetes; Glomerellales; Plectosphaerellaceae. Gene Ontology annotation, biological process: L-histidine biosynthetic process. The coding region runs from base 471 to 1718 and encodes 415 amino acids. The record is from RefSeq and is a predicted model, not a curated record. The transcript has 2 exons. Gene Ontology annotation, molecular function: pyridoxal phosphate binding; L-histidinol-phosphate:2-oxoglutarate transaminase activity.